Molecule: messenger RNA, 1173 nt
Organism: Marasmius oreades (fairy-ring Marasmius)
Lineage: Eukaryota; Fungi; Basidiomycota; Agaricomycetes; Agaricales; Marasmiaceae
Exons: 1
Coding region: 1-1173 (390 amino acids)
Source: RefSeq, a predicted model, not a curated record
AUGUCGACAUCUACGGUGGCCUUAUCAGGCAACGCCUUCCUCACGACGGUAGCAGCAGGAGCUGCCGAGGUCAUCAACGACAAUGGUCUGGCCAAUUGGAACAGCUCAAACACUAUCUGUAGCGCUUAUUUUCGCAUGGCCUCUACCACCGACGUGACCCUCGGGCUAAACACAUACUUAGCGGGGAGUAACAACAGUACUGUCAGAGUCACUGUCAAUGGAACUGCCACAUUCACGGUCCAUCUCGCUGGCACAACUCCCAAAACCUAUUCUGUUGGCACUGUCUUGAAGGUGACCGGUGACUUGCAGGGUGUGACCAAGGACGGUGGCUUUUUCGGCGACGUGUCGGGCUUGAGUGUGACCACGACUUCUGCGCUCGCUUAUGCCAAUGACCCAGCGAACUAUUACUGGUCGCGUCGUGGCCCAUCAGUUCACAUGUGGUACACCGUGCCGGCCAACAGCGAGUACUUCUACAAUGAGGUUACCAUUCCCGCGGGCCAGGAUGUCAUCGGGUCGUACUUCAUGGUCGUGGGCUUUUCUGGUGGCUAUUCCGGCAUUCAGGUCAACUCGGCAACUGAACGCCGGAUCCUCUUUUCCGUCUGGGAUGCAGAUAACGGCGAGAAGACCACGCUCGUGAGCAAGGGUGCAGGAGUUGUUGACAAUAUCUUUGGUGGAGAGGGAACCGGAGGCCAGACAUACCUCGUUUUCAACUGGGUGGCCAGUACCACCUACAAGUUCAUUACGCGCAUCCGUCCUGAUGGUUCAGACAGCACUCUCUACUCAAUGUGGUUCUUUGUGCCACAGUCAAACUCAUGGCGCUACAUCGCCACCUGGAAGCGUCCUUCUACCAACACAUACCAGUCCGGUGUCUACUCCUUCGUAGAGAAUUUCAACGAUACUCUAGGCUAUACUGGUCGCCGUGUGCAAUACGGUAACCAGUGGGCACGCAAUGUCAACGGUACCUGGUCCGAGGUCACCGCUGGUAACUUCACAGGUGAUGAUACUGCAAACAAAGCGCAGCGCAUGGAUUAUGUGGGUGGCCUGGAGAAUGGACGCUUCUACCUCCGCAACGGCGGCUUCUUUGCCGACUAUGUGCCACUCAACCAGAACUUCAACCGCCCAGCUACUGGCACACAGCCCAUGGUUGAUGUGAACACCCUGCCGACCCAGUGA